Messenger RNA from Fusarium poae, 606 nucleotides. RefSeq lists its product as uncharacterized. The record is from RefSeq and is a predicted model, not a curated record. Lineage: Eukaryota; Fungi; Ascomycota; Sordariomycetes; Hypocreales; Nectriaceae. The transcript is spliced from 4 exons. The coding region runs from base 1 to 606 and encodes 201 amino acids.
AUGGCUCGUUCCGACAGGGAAUUCUGGUCAUCGUCUAAGCUACACGACGACAAUAUGGACUAUGAUGAACAGAUUGAUUUGGACCGAUGGACCAAAGUACAAGUCGGCGAGCAUUGCGCACGUCUGGGUGAUUCGAACCUUGCCCCAUCCUCAUAUCUUCCUUGCCAGGUCAUUGUUCGAGAAGGCUCUACCUACGGCGAGCCAGGCGUACAGCUUUGGGAGGAGUUUGUCGAAGGACAGGUCCUCGGUAUCAUCUUAAGAGGUAUGCACGAUGUUGGAAUCGGCGACGAAAUUAUGGACAGCGAUUUUUUCAACCAGCAGUUUGUUUGGAACAUUGAACUCAAAUGCCCCUUGCACCUAUCUUUGGGUCUUACCAAUCUGAGAAAGGUCGAGCCAAGAGGCUUAGGAAUGGCCUCUCCCUGUGUGCCUAUCACUUAUCAUCCUAUCCCGAAAGCUUUACAUCAAUGGCGCCAAGUCCAGUGGGUUGGCCACGAUGGACCAAUCCAGCUCGGAGCCCGAUGCGAAGCUUGCGGAUAUUCCCUCGGAUCUAACGGCUGCCCACUGUCGGGCGAAGAAGAUCAAUUCAAGGUUCAUACCUAUGAAUAA